Molecule: messenger RNA, 3082 nt
Organism: Drosophila elegans
Lineage: Eukaryota; Metazoa; Arthropoda; Insecta; Diptera; Drosophilidae
Product: synaptotagmin-5
Exons: 6
Coding region: 391-1890 (499 amino acids)
Biological process (GO): regulation of calcium ion-dependent exocytosis; regulation of dopamine secretion; cellular response to calcium ion
Molecular function (GO): calcium-dependent phospholipid binding; calcium ion binding; phosphatidylserine binding
Source: RefSeq, a predicted model, not a curated record
UUCAGCAACGCUCCGGCCAAGUUGUUGAGGCGCGUGAGCCAACAGGGAAAAUUCAACCGCUUCCAGUCAUCUCUCUCUGCUUGGAUACAUUUGUUGAAAUAAUUGACCAGUGUGCACAAGGGGAUUAUUAAAUAAAAAAUAAAUGAAAGCCCGCUAAUAAGGAAAUUGUUUUGAAAACUCGUUAGGAACCCAAAGCACGCACAAUAUGCGUUGCUCUGUGUAGAGCAAAUUGCGCAUACGCCACGUCGGACCGUCAAAAGGAUUUCGUAAACAUAUUGUUGCGGAAAAUUGCAUGCAGCAAUUUGAAUAAGCAAAUUGUUUGCACAAUUUUUGUUUGGAUUUGAGUCACCGAUUCGCAAAUAUUCAUCGGAUUGACCCAUAACCUCAGAAAUGGACAUUGUCAUACGUGAAGAGGACAUUUCCUUAGCCCAGAUUGGCGUCUAUGCCUCGGUAUCCUUUCUAGUGGUUUCGGCCGUUGGGGCAGCCCUCUACACCACUUGCUCCAAACGGUAUCGUCUCAACUGGUUUGAACAGAAUCUUCUGGAGUCGGCCAACGAAAAAGAUGAAGAUCAGCAGAGCAGGGAGGCCUUGGUAGCAGGUGCCGUGGGCUACAAUGUGGACAGCAUAAACGAGGUGCCGCGUGGGAAAUUUGGCAGCGGAAAUGCCGGCAACCUAAGCCCCACCUCCCUGAAGAGCGAGGACAAUGACCCUGCGUUUUGGGUACCCGCCUCGGUCACCUCGACGGCCGCCAUACAGCAACAGGUGUCGAACACCACCGAGGAGUCGGCACCACCCACCCCAACUUCGCCCACCGGCAGCCUGAAGUCCAACACCCUGUCCUACUGCUCAACCACUUCUGUUCCCAUCGCCAGAUCCGAUAAGCAUGUGGUCCUGGCCAUGCACCCCAGUCGUCCUAGGGUUUCCUCCAUGAAUGCCAAACUGGAUCACACUAAAAUAGACAUGACCCUGUACCGAAGUCACUCUCAGCCCAAGACCAUCAAUCCCGUUUCGCUUAAUGAAGUCCGCGGCAAUUUGCAUGUGAGCAUUGGCUAUGAUCCUGUUGGUGGCUUGCUUAAUGUCAGACUACUGGAGGCUCAGAAUCUGCAGCCUAGGCAAUUCAGUGGAACUGCCGACCCCUAUGCCAAGGUUCGAUUGUUGCCGGAUAAAAAGAAUUUCUGGCAGACACGCAUUCACAAAAGGACCCUUAAUCCAGUUUUCGACGAGCAGUUUGUAUUUGAGGUAACCGCCGGAGUAAUUGACAAACGAACAGUGGAGAUCUUACUGUACGACUUUGAUGCCUAUUCCCGGCACGUUUGCAUUGGGGGAACGAAACUGCACCUGGCCAACUUGGAUCUGAGUGAACAGUUGAAGCUUUGGACCCCCCUCAGUUCUGCCUCGGCUCAAGAUAUGAAGGUGGAUCUGGGCGAUAUAAUGGUGUCCCUGGCCUAUUUGCCAUCUGCCGAACGUUUGAUGGUGGUCCUGAUCAAGGCCCGAAAUCUGCGGAUCGUGGACGAUGCCCGCAACUCUUCGGAUCCUUAUGUGAAGGUUACUCUUCUGGGUCCCGGUGGCAAGAAAAUGAAGAAACGCAAGACGGGCGUCCAAAGGGGCACCCUGAAUCCCGUUUACAAUGAAGCCCUGGCUUUCGAUGUGGCCAAGGAGACCCUGAAAAAUUGUGUACUAGAAUUCACAGUGGUUCACGAUGGCUUACUGGGUUCCAGUGAAAUUUUGGGUCGUACUCUCAUUGGAAACUCGCCAGAAGUUCGCACUGAGGAGAAAAUAUUUUUUGAGGAAAUUUUCCGCGCCAAAAAUGCUACGGCCCAAUGGGUUCCACUCCAGGAACCGGCAAACAAUUUAGCUACCGCGGCCAAAAACGCAAACAACAAGAACUAGCUUCCACAGUUGCCGGCUGCUCUUGGUUCGUGUCUAAGUAAGGACCGUGCCGGUGGUUGUCUUGGGUAAAAGUAAGUCUGGAGUAAGGGUUAAAGCAUGAAAAAGCACAUCGUUUCAUUUUUUUUGCUUAAAUAUGGAUGCAGCAAAUGUUCACACCUUUUAUCUUACCACUUAACAUUUCUGUUACAUUCUGUGGUUUCUGAGAUUUUUAAAUCGGCAUAGCGGUUACUAAACCUUUUUUUGAACGCGUUGUGCGAUACUCAAUGGGCAUCGAGUUUGAAAUAAAUUGGAAAAAGAUGUUGCACAUAACUCAUUAAAACUGGUAUUAUGACGGUUAACUUUUCGCAGCUUCAUAAAAUUAAUUUCAGUCUACAAAAUUAAAUAAACAUAAAACAAUCACAAACCCUUACUCUAUUAAAAAAUACUAAUUAAUAAACAAAAGUCAUGAUUCCGCGUGUGGAUUGAACAUCAGGAAACAGGUACAGCUUUUUUCAAAUUAAUAGGAGCAACGGAAAUGAUUUAUAUAUAUUUUCAAUUUAAAAAAAAAACUAAAUAUUAUCUUUUUAUUCAUGGAAUAUAACUAUUAUUGUGAACACGGCUGUACUAAUAUCAUUUAUACAUAAUGUUACGACGUUUUGGAAUAAAGGAACUUGCAGGGAUACGUUUUAAGCAGGAUAAAGAUUUAAACAAGUCACAUACUACUUUCAAACAUGAUAUAUAUAUAUCUCAAUGAAUGUGCUUUGUAUGGUAUCAAUUAUUCGAAGAAUAUAUAUAUAUUUAAUAUACAUUUUAUGUGUCAGGAAUGUCAAGAAGUACCUAAAAUACAAACUACCAACUACAUAUAUUAAACAAAUAAAUUAGUACCAAUUUAAAUAUAUACAAAAUGCAAGCGAAGAUUUACAAUUUCAGUUUAUAAUUUUUAGGCGAAGGUUUCAGGGCACAGAGGGCACAAAAUAUCCAUAGAAUUUUAGUUUAACAUCCCGCUAAAUUAAAAUGUGUUGAAAAUAUAGUUCACGGAGAGUAGAAAUAAUUGUAACCAAAUGAAAAUAUUCUUAUACGCAUAUUACUUAUAUUUAAUGUAGUGACUAUAUAAAGGAACUUGUGUCUAUAGUAGUUUAAACGCACUAUGUAAUCCAAAAUCACUACCUACCCUCAAUUAUCUAUAUAAAAUAAAGUUAUUAGAUCUUAGAAA